UUUUGUUACUGUCGCAUUUCUUGGAUAUGUUAGAUGAUAAAUAUUCGAUCCAAACAAAGAAAAAUUGAACUGAACGUUCAAAAGGGUAACUAUAUGAAAAAGAAAAUCUCGACAACUCCUUGAUGUCUGCGAUUUCUGCAUCGUGACCCUUGUUAUAUUACCAUAUUUCACCCAUAAAAUCCCCCAAAAAUCCAGCUGUGGCCAUUCCCAGCUGUGUCUUGACACUCAGUGAUACAUGCUUCAUGGAGUACGUGAUAAUAUCUUGUUAAAGUCAUGCCGUCUGUAAAUCUGCUCUCGCGUGCUCUCACCUCCAGACAGGGUUUUGCUGUUUAAAAAAACAUUUUUUAAAAAAAAUCCCUCCUGUUCAAAAACUUUCUUCCCCCAGAAAAUUGAGAUUUUAAGCUGUCCAAUGAUGUAUCACACAUACAUAUCGGACAAUUUUGAAAGUUAGCUAAAUUGGGGGUCUCAGAGCGGAACUUCAAGUCACCUGAGUGUUUUUCGCCACAUAUACUUAAUUUGGGAAGCUGUUACCAAUUUGGCAUAUUAUAUAUGAAGCAAUCAAAGGAACUGGUGGACAAGCUGUUACCAAUUUGGCAUAUUAUAUAUGAAGCAAUCAAAGGAACUGGUGGACAAUGAAAAAAUAAAAGAGCUGCAGCAUGAUUACAACAGCAAAUGGUGAUGAGCCUGCGGGUGUCUGAGCUCCAGGUGUUGCUGGGCUAUGCUGGGCGCAACAAGCACGGACGGAAGCAUGAGCUUCUAACCAAGGCGCUGCAUCUACUAAAGGCAGGCUGUAGCCCCGCCGUGCAUAUGAAGAUCAAAGAGCUGUAUCGCAGACGCUUUCCUGCAAAAAUGGUGUCUCACUCCGAGCUCUCCCUGCCCGGACCACAUCACCCAGCCACAGCGGGGAUGGUUGGAGGAGGUGGAGCUGCUUUGCCCGCUGGCCUGACGCAGUUGGCGUACGAGGGUCACGCCGGUCACAGUGGAGCACCGUCACCUGCUGCCUUAAUACCCCUCUCGCUGCUCGGCCCGGGGAAACACGAGCUUACUGGGUUGACGCACCACCUGUCCGCCGCUGUCCCACUGCACCCCGUCCACCCAGAUGUGAAGCUCCAGAGGUUGCCAUUUUAUGACAUGUUGGAUGAGCUCAUCAAGCCAACCAGUCUAGCUUCUGACAACAGCCAGAGGUUUCAGGAGACGUGUUUUGCCUUUGCAUUAACGCCACAGCAAGUCCAGCAGAUCAGCAGUUCAAUGGACAUCUCGGUGACCAAAUGCGAUUUCUCAGUUCAAGUCCAGUUGCGCUUUUGCCUGUCUGAGACGAGCUGUCCUCAGGAAGAUCAUUUUCCACCCAGUUUGUGUGUGAAAGUAAACGGCAAGCCAUGUAACCUGCCGGGUUAUCUUCCACCAACCAAAAACGGUGUCGAGCCGAAGCGGCCCAGCCGACCCAUCAACAUUACCUCACUGGUCCGAUUGUCCACCACAGUACCGAAUACCAUUGUGGUGUCCUGGACUGCGGAGAUUGGAAGGAAUUAUUCGAUGGCAGUAUACUUAGUGAAGCAGCAGACAUCCACAGUGCUGUUACAGAGGCUUCGGGCUAAAGGCAUAAGGAACCCAGACCACUCCAGAGCACUCAUCAAAGAGAAGCUAACAGCAGACCCAGACAGUGAAAUAGCCACAACUAGCCUUCGUGUGUCCUUGCUCUGCCCACUCGGAAAGAUGCGAUUGACGAUUCCAUGCCGGGCGCUGACGUGCUCCCACCUGCAGUGCUUUGACGCCACACUUUAUAUUCAAAUGAAUGAGAAGAAGCCCACCUGGGUAUGUCCUGUCUGUGACAAGAAGGCCCCUUAUGAACACCUCAUCAUUGACGGGCUUUUUGUGGAGAUCCUCAACAGCUGUAUGGACUGUGAUGAGAUCCAAUUCAAGGAAGAUGGAAACUGGGCUCCCAUGAGGACAAAAAAGGAGGUGCAGGAAGUCUCAUGUGCUGCUUUAAACAGCAGCAUGAACGGUCCGUGUCCGACAUUGAGCUCAGAUCAACAGAACUCCAUGUCUGCCAAUCACAGCAGCAGCAGAAGUGACAGCAGCAACAGCAAGAAAAUGGCAGUGAUUGAUUUGACAUUAGACAGCUCCUCGGAAGACGAAGCCCAGGACUCUCCGCCGCCACCGCUGCCGCCACCACCCCUGCCCCCUUUGCCUCCUCCAGCCAAACGAUCCUGUCCCUCCAUUUCCCCGACAUCACCGUCCGCCCUCAACAAAGGGGUGUUGAACCUGCACCACCAAUCCUCCCCGGUGAGUCGUGCUUCCAGUAUGCCAGCUGUGGAUACUAGCUACAUGCCUCCUGUACCCCCACUGAUCCAGGACUAUAGACCCUAUUACCACACUCCCAAUGACCUUCCAGAUGACAAACAUUAUGGUUGGGCAACAUCGCAAACUCCAGAUUUGAAUUUCUUCUCCUUCCUGCAAGGUGACAAUCAUCAGCAUUACAACAUGGUGAUGGCGGCUGCGGCGGCCGCCUCCUCCUCAGAAGACCACGAGCUUCUGCUCAACCGCUUCCUGCCCUACGGCACGUCCGGCUCCUCGGCCUCUUCGCAGCUGUUCCUCGACCAACCGGGAGCCAACUCGGCAUCUUUACUGACCGUGCCGAGCAACGGGGCCGGCGGCUCUGGCGGCAGUAGCGGUGGCCUGGCGUCGUCCGGCGGCCUCCGGGACACUCAUUCCUUAUCUUCGCACUCGCACGGCGGGGUGCUGGCUGGCCGGGGUGGCGCGGAAGCAGCAGUGGCAGCUAUUUACGGAGGAAUUCCUGACGUUAUAUCGUUGGACUGACCCACAAAGUGUCAGACUGGAUCCAACAAUGAAUUUCACUGCAGGGUAGAGAACUGACUCUCAAAUUAGACGCAAAUCUUGUGACUCCUUGGUGGAGUUGGAGUGCAAAAGGAGGUCCUGGCAGGACUUGACAGCAGUGUCGGCCUAAGCAGUAGUGAAGGUCAGGUGAGCACAUUGUUUAGGACUUCUUCAGUUGGCUCACCUUCUGGCUUUACUGCUCCCAGCCUGGCACAAAAAGCAAAAACAAUAAAGAGGACAGCUCUUUUUUUUAUAAACACGAGGAGGUCCAACGUGUACAGAGAACAAAGUCUAUUUUCUUCGUUGACUUUUGUAUGGUCAUUGGGGACACGGCCAGGCUAGUGAGCUGCUUCAACUGCUGUUUUUGGCCACGUCAUACGUAAUUUGUAGUGCAUACAUAAUGUAAGGUUCUUGCCUUGCGUAACUUGUUUAGCGAUAUACUGGUUUCAGUCCUCAUUGGAUCUCUUCCCCGUAAAUCUCCCGCAGUCCUUCUGUUCUCGCUUCUGUUCAUCAAUACUUCUUUUACGCAAUUUGCAUUCCUUUACAUGUUCAGGUUACGCUGGUUGUGUGUUAGGAGGAGUGCAGGUGGAGCAGCCAUAUUCCAGAUCUGGUUUCUCAUUUUUACUCCUUUUGAAGACAACAUACAACAUUUAGACUGUUUUUGGAGCUUCACCUUAUUUAUACAUGUAAAUCAUGAAGUGGAAGGAUUUUAAAAAGAUUUUUACUUUUUUUUUUUUUUCCCAUGAAUGCCAAAAAUGACAAGGUACCUUGAAGGUGAUUGUAGUGCAUUUCAGCACUUAAAACGUCAGUCCCAGUGUGUCUUUCUUUGGGCACUUCAACUAUAUUCUUGACAAUUCACUCGACCUUUCACAAUAGAUGAACAAUGGAGUUGAUAAAACCGCAGCCUGUCUUAUCUCAAUGGCUCCCAUUGACUGUCAUAGACAUCCAAUUCAUUUGGACUGGGUGGUCUUGUAGUUUGUCACUCUCUGCCUUCCCAUUUAAAAUGGAUUGGACGUCUAUUACCGCCAGGGGUAGCCGACAAGUUUAAAUCCAGUCAGUUGAGUGGCUGAAAACGGCUUAACCGUUUUUUGCUAACCUGGUUAAACUUACUGUUCAUUUUCCAACUUGUGUGUACGUAUAGUGUUCUCGUCUCAGUGUAACAACUGAAGACCAAACAUCACACAAAACUCUUCUGAAAAUGAAGAGAUAAGUCGUAGACUUUACUGGCUUCUUCACAGUGACAAAGAGUGAAAAUUGGAAAUAAGGAAAAUAAAGGAAAUCCAGUAAGCACAAAAUUCCCAUCUAUCCCCAAAAGUAACAACAUUGUCUUAGCUGAAGAACUUAGCUGCACUUCUGAUUCUGCCAAAAAAUGACAUAAUAACAAAAUGUAAACUGAUGAACAAAUAAUGUCCUCUAAAAGAUCCAUUUCAAUAAUUACGGCAUUGCAAGGCCUUGUUUUCUAUUUCCAGCCUCUAUGUGCCAAAACAGGAAAACGCUGCAUAAAACAGAGGACAUGAUGUCACUGUCGUUCAAAAUACACUACCAAAACAGAAAGUCUUAUUAAAACUAAAUCGCUGAACCCAAAAAUACAUUUUUAUUAAAACUAAGAUUUUUUAUUUAGACAUCUCCGUACGGAUUACAUAAAAUUUCCCUGAACGUUCUAAACUCCUCUGGUAUCAGGCAGACGAAUGCUGCCCAGAGGCAUUAGUGUCAAGUAUGGCGACAAACUUGUUGAAAGUGACUCAACAUUGCCUCUGCUGUCUGCAGCCAAGUAAACUAAAAUUUCUCACCCCCACCCCAAAUAUACGCUGCUCAAAAAAUAAAGGGAACACUAACGUAACACGUUUUAGAUCUGAAUGAAUUAAAUAUUAUUAUUAAAUGCUUUGUUUUUUCCAAAGUUGAAUGUGCUGACAACCAAGUCACACUAAAAUUAUCAAUGAAAAUAUAAUGUAUCAACCCAUGGUGCACUGCUAUAGCCCUACAAAAUGACAUCCAGCAGACCACUGAUGUGAAUGUUUCUAACCAAACAAUCAGAAACUGGCUUCAUGAGGUUGGCCUGAGGGCCUGACACCCUGUAGUGAGCCCCCGUGCUCACUGCCAAUCACCGUAGAGCUUGACUGACAUUUGCCAUUGAUGACCAAAAUUUGCAACUAUACCACUGCCGCUGUGCUCUUCAAUGACUGAUCUUCACUGAUGAAAGCAGGCUCAACCUGAGAACAUGCGACGACCUGAAAGGGUCCUGAGAUGCCGUGGAGAACUUUAUGCUGUCUGCAACAUCAUUCAGCAUGACUGGUGUGGUGGUGGAUCAGUGAAGGUCAGGGGAGGCAUAUUCCUGGAAGGACACGCAUACCUCUACAGGUUAGAUAAUGGCACCCUGACUGUUAUUAGUUAUCGGGAUGAAAUCCUUGGACCCAUUGUCAUAAGCUCCACUUGUGCAGUGGGACCUGGGUUACUCAUGGUCCAUGACAAUGCCUAACCUUAUGUGGCUGGAGUAUGCAAGCGGUUCCUGAAGGAAGAAGGAAUCGAUAACAUUGACUGGCCCCCAUGUUCACCUGACCAAAUCCAAUAGAACACCUCUGGGACAUUACGUUUAUGUCCAUCUGGCAGAGCCAGGUUGCUCCUCAGAUUGUCCAGGACCUCAGUCAUGCCCUGGUCCAGACCUGGAGGGAGAUCCCUCCGGAGAACAUCCGCCACCUCAUCAGGAGCAUGCCCAGGCGUUGUAGGGAGGUCAUACAGGCACACGGAUGCCACACGCACUACUGAGCCUCAUCUUGGCUUGUUUAAAGCACAUUACAUAAAAGUUGGAUCAGCCUGUAGUGUUUUUCCACUUUCAUUUUUAGUAUAAUUCUAAAGACCUUCAUGGGCUGAUAUAUUUGACUUUCAUUGAUAAUUUUUGUGUGAUUUUGUUGUCAGCACAUUCAUCAUCUGAAAGAACAAAGUAUUUGAUAAAAGUAUUUCAUUUAUUCAUAUCUACAGUGUGUUACUUUAGUCCUUAGAGUCCUUUGAGCAGUGUAUAUCACGUCAUCAAAAUAUCAACUAAUUAAGGGACAGACAUUACCUAGUAUAAAUGACGUGAAAGACGGUUGCUCAAAAAGCAUUUUGGUAAGCAAAUCAUGCAUUUCUUAGACCUCUCAUAAUGGAGAAAAUCUUUUAAAGGUGCUAUGAAAUACAACAGCAAGUGACUUUAAAAUGAUAGCAGACCAUAAUUUGGACACAAAUCCAUUCAGAAAAGUGACAGAAAAAGCUUAAUACUUAAAUUAGAUCCUAAUUGGUCUUUUCUGUCUCAGCUGCCUUGCCCCCACCCACUAAAAAGUCUCCAGACAGAAGAUGAUGUCACACCUAGAAUGCAGAUUUUUGCAAUCUGCUAGCAUGCUAUCCAAAGGCUUUCUCUUCUCUUGUUGCUAGCUAGAGCAGCACUAGAAAGUGAAACAUGAUCAGCAAUUCUGGUUGUGAUGUCACAAGCAGAAUUUCUGAAAAAAGGGGGGCUUUCCCUAAUGCAUUGUUUUGGGUGAAUUAACUAUAAAAUUGUUUAAAACAUUUUUUUUUGAGUGCCAAAGGUUUGAGUGCCAAAUUCGUUUUCUACAUGUAAAAUUACAUUUGUGCAAUAUUUUUCGUUUUUUGUCAUGGUCACCAUUUCAUAGCACUUUUAAUAAAAAAAACAAUUCGCAGCCAUGGCUUUUGAUGAAUGUGAUGUCAGUCAUACGCAGGCGCGGACCAUUUUUUAACAUUAAUAUUCUUAAAAGGUAUAAAGUAGCAAAAAAUCAAUAGGCACACACUCCUAGUAGUAGUUACUAAGGGUGUAAUCGGACACUAAAACAUUUUCGGUUCAGUUUAUUAAACUUCCCGGCUCAAUGAAUUUUCAGUACAAAAAAAGCAGACAAUUCUUAAAACGCUUAUAUAACAAUAGAAAUUGUAUAAUUAAAUUAACCAAUUUGUGAGAAGUUUAAAAAAAAUUAGACUGAGUUUUGAAAAUGCAAUAGUUGACAAAAGAUAUUAUUAAAAUAACAAUUAACUGUUUCAGCACACACUGAAGAUAAUAGACAUGUUGUUCAAUACUGGUUCUGUGUACCAACUGUUCAAUACGCACGUGACUUGUUACUACCAUAAAUUUCGGACUAUAAGGUGCACCUGACUAUAAGCCGCAGCUGUCCUUACUGUCUAAUGGGAUAUUUACACCAAAAGAUAUUAACCGAUAACACUUUAUUUGACAGUGGCAACAUAAGACUGUCAUAAGAUCAAAUGAACCACCGUGAAGCUUUGAACCAAUUGGCUGCAAAGCUUAAUUGCUUCAAGAAGCUUAAUUUGGCCAUUACUUGGAAUGAGAUAGUCAACCUCUGCAUCCACCUGCUGUCAACACUGUCGUCGUCCAUCAUGCCUCCUAGCAUGCAUUGCAGCACUACUGAUAUAACUAACAAUCAAAAUUCAUGUUUUGCGCUAGUUAUUUCUUCAGUUAGUGUUCCAGAACUUCCAGUUGUUUCAUUAGUUGCUUGUUAUGGUAUUUAGUAACACUUUAUUUGACAGUGGUGCCAUUGGACUGUCAUAAGACCAUCAUAAUUAUGACAUGACACUUCCAUGAGCAUUAAUGAAUGCUCAUGACGGAUGUAAUUUUGUAUCAUACGGUAAAUCAUCUCACUUUUGAACGGAUGUAGAACAUCUGAGCUGACAUCUGUCAUAAAAAUCCAUUAAUGCCCAUGAUAGUGUCAUGCCAUAAUUAUUACGUUCUUAUGGCAGUGUUGUGACACCGCUCUCAAAUAAAGUGUUGCCUAUUAACCCAAAUAAAUCAACAAAUAAGCCGCACUGGACUAUAAACUGCAGGAUUCAAUAUGAGGGAAAAAAGUAGUGUCUUAUAGUCCGAAAAUUACAGUGUUUAGUUACUGUACCUGUUCAAUCUGUCAAUGUUUUCCUCUUUUCCCAUCUGACACACAGACGUAGCCCGUUUCGCCUGUUGGGUCCCAUUCUUCGUCCAACCAUUUCCUGAAUAAACCUUAGUCCAUCAACCUCUUGUUUGUACACAAGGGUGUAGUUUUGCAUAGGGACAGUACAAGGGUCGCGUUAACCGAAUAUUUUCCGUCGUUGACCGUUUUUUUAAAACGGUGACCGAAAAAACUGAAGUCCAUCCGUCAUUUUGACAGGUUGCAAUUCACACCCCAGACCACAGGAUGGCGAGUGAGCAUAUUAAUAAGCUAUUGUCUCUCGAUGCAUGACGUCGCUGGCCUUACUCGGAAAAAUGUCCGAACUAGCAUUCAGGUGUAGCAAACACGGAAACGUUAGGAAGCUUUGGAGAGCAUUGUCUAAGGCUACGUUCAUUCUACAGGUCUUAAUGCACGAAUCCAAUUUUUUCGUGUUUUUCCGACUCGAGUCAGGCAUUAACUUGACGGUCUGAACGGGACAAGUCGCAUAGAAGUGGACCAUUUCAAAUCCGAUCUGGGUCAUUUUUUUAUGUGGUUCAAAUCCGAUCUGGGCCACGUUUUUCCCGACCUUUCGCGGCGGUCUGUACCGUCCAGUGUCCCGGGCUUGACAACAGUCAUAAAAAAAUAAAAAUGGGUUCAGGAUAAGCAUGAGAAGGAUCGGUUUUCUCUCUGCUCUAUGUGAGCUAUAUUUCAACAUUUCCUACACGGCCGAGAGUCGGGAGAGGGGUCUGGCUGCAGCCCGUCUUGGAGAGUCAGGGCAAACUGCCCGUAUGUGUGUGUGACAUGCACGGACAGUGCGUGCAUGCUAUCGAUCCAUAUAAACUGUGAAUAUAAGCCUAAACGAGGAUUAUUUAUGUCUGUUAUUUGUGUCCUCCUUUUGAAAAGCAAAAUAUGAUAGCCCUGGAAUGACGGAUGACUUGUCAUUUGUUUUGAUGCUUCUGCGCACCGGCGCGUGUCGGACUGCGAAUUGGAGCGCAUGCGUAAUACUUGAAUGGUCUCAAUGGACAAAGGCAGUCUGAACGGGCACGCCCAAAAAACGGAUAUGACAAAAAAAUCGGAUUUGUGCAUUAAGACCUGUAGUAUGAACGUAGCCUAAUUGAAUGAGCAGGGACAAACAGCUUGGAGUCAGAAGUACGCGCACCCCGAGUCUUGGAUGACAAAUCAACAGAGCAGAGAAUAGACACAACAUGGCUGGUAGUUUCUUCAAUUUAUUCAGAGUUGAGUAAGUAACGCACCACUUUUGACCAACACUGCUAUUGAAUAUGUCAUUAUUAUCAUUUUAAAAAUUUAAGUGACGGGUAAAAAUACAUUAUGACCGGAUUUUUAUGACCCUGUCAGUCAAAAUGGCAGACAACGAAAAAGUCUAGCGCAACCUCUGGGACAGUAGGGACAAAACACUACCAACUUUUCAGGAUGCUCAAAUUGUCCUCACCAAUUUUUGAGCAACCAUAUUUGCAUUUUUUAAUGUGUUAAGUUAUAUAGGUCAUUUAGAUUGUCUUCCCAUAUGUUGUAACGAUAGAAUUCACGCUACCUUUAUUAAGUGAAUUAUUUUCAUUUUGUUCAGACUUACAUUUACCCCUUUUUCAUUUGCUGAAUGUGCCUCAAACGCACGUUUGAUUGGCUGAUGACUUGAUAAACUAAACAGACUUAUUCUAAGCUAAAAGUUUGUAUAUUUAAUCUUAAGACUUCUUUGUCGGAAAUGUUUUAAUUCAAGAUAUUGUUCAAAACAUUGAAAGAUUUUUUUUUUUAGGUGAGAAAUGACCAACUUUUGGAUGUAUGGGUUUAAGAGGAACAAAUGGUAAUAUUUACUAAAAAUAAGUGGAAGAAUCUGACACAUUAAUCUGUUAACUAGCCAUAAAAAUUAAAAGAAGAUGAAGAAAAUUAUUUCACUAGAUUUUAGAAAAAUUAUCAGAUUAAGAUUAUAGAUUAUCAAAUCAGAUUAUACUCUAAAUUUGCCAUGUGAAAGUUAGUAUAAGUCAAUACAGAUUUAUUUUGCAUUAAUCAUUUAUCCUAUCAAUUAAUUAGGUUCUUAUUGGUGAGAACUGUAGCCCUGACCGCCGUUCACCCAAUCUGUUUGGUUUUAUUAAUUUCCCAUCCCGAACAGAAAGUAUACAAGCAGGUUAUGCCGCUAUGUCGUCCCUACUAAUAAUGAGACCAAACCUACACCCUUGUUUGUACAGCCAAAAGCCUCUACUGUGGCAUACUGACACCGGAUACCUAUUUUCUUCCUGUUGUUUUUCGAGUAAAAUCCGUGAACCAAAUUAUUAUUGAAGUAAUUACUCAUGUAUAGUGUUAACUUGUAGUAGCCGUAUGGGACAACGGGUAUGACUGAGAUCACGAGGAAGGGCAGGCAAUCUGUGAUACUCCCAUUUGAUUGGCUAAAACAGUACUGGCAUUUAAAAAUAUCUAUUACCGGCUAUUUCAUACACUUUAGAGAAGUAGUGGCUUUUUUUCUUUACAGAUAAGAACAUUUUAAUUAUGUGUUUUUUUUUUCAAUUUAUUGAACAAUAUUCUUUCCUCUGGUAUGCACAUGAUGAACGUGUUGACUUUCCCCUUUAAGCCUGAGAACUGCAGUCAUAGCCAUGACGAUAGACCAAAUUUUACCCGUGUGUUCUCGAGGGUUAAAGCAUUUGUUUUUAAGCCUGUCCUUACAAUUAAAUUUUGUGACCUCCAACCCUCUGUUCUCUAAAGAACUUAUGAUUGCUCGCCAACCAAUCCUGGAAAUGUGCGACUCUUGGACUUUGCUGUUCAAAAGGUCCACUUAGCAAUGCCUGGUUGGUACAGAUAGGCAGGAAAGCUAGUUAGUGUGUGAAAGUGAAGCUUCCUCACAAGUUCUCCUCAAUGUUCACUGUCAGUCCCCUCUGAGUAGCUCAAAUCAAGUCUGAGGUAUUUGCCAGCAUUUUUGCUAUUUACAGUAUGUGGAUGAAUUAUACAAGGAAUGUCUGUGGAGAUUGUCCAUUCUUGUUUGCUUUCAAGUCUAUAGAAGAGCUUUCAGAACAAAUAAUUCACUUUGCCUUCUCUCCAUUGUUAUGCGAAAGUAACUUAAGAGGCCCACAUCAAAUAAAUAGGUCCCUUUUUAAAAAUCAAGUUUUUUUUGCCUAGCGCUUAAUGACAAUGACAUUUUAAAGUGUAAAAACAAUAUGGAUGACGUCAACUAGUGUAUUUCUUGACUGUUCAACAAAAAGAACAAUUUCCUUUUUCUGUUGGAGUUUUG
This is a messenger RNA of Corythoichthys intestinalis (scribbled pipefish), 10959 nucleotides long. Its product is annotated as E3 SUMO-protein ligase PIAS1-like. The transcript is spliced from 14 exons. Gene Ontology annotation, molecular function: transcription coregulator activity; zinc ion binding; SUMO ligase activity. Gene Ontology annotation, cellular component: chromatin. Gene Ontology annotation, biological process: protein sumoylation; regulation of transcription by RNA polymerase II. Bases 673 to 2817 code for a protein of 714 amino acids. The record is from RefSeq and is a predicted model, not a curated record. NCBI's taxonomy places the organism in Eukaryota, Metazoa, Chordata, Actinopteri, Syngnathiformes, Syngnathidae.